AUGGAAGAAACAAGGAAGCUCUCUCCAAAGCCAUGUAAAAGCAAAGAACCUGUGAAAACAGAAUGGGGAUCUCAGAGUGUUGUGUUUACCUAUUUCCAAGGGGACAUUAACAGUGUGGUAGAUGAACAUUUUUCUAGAGCUCUAAGCAAUGCCAAGAACCCCCAAGACCUGAGCACAAAGCACAAGAGUGAGACUGUUGUCCUGAAGAAUGUCGAUAGCAUGUCUCCCCAUCAGUGGAAUUUCUCAUCGCAUUGCUACAAACCAUAUCCAUCAUCUGGUCUGAAUUUUCCUGCUGCUGGUGUGGCAGGCCAGUACCAGGCACCAGCUCUGCGGAGUCACCCAGCUCAGCCUGCAGAUCUGUGGCCCUUCCCUUCAGCUGGGACUCCCAGUCUCGCCAGUUCGGUGUAUCAUCACGGCUUGUCUGAGCUGCACGCGGCGGAUGAACCGAUCUCUGACAGGAAAUACGGUUCUCUUCUUGGUCUUCUGCAACAGGAAAGGUGCCUAACAUCCAUGCAAGAAUGUACCAUGAAGCAACACUCAAGUCCUGCUUGUAUGACUGGACCUGCUAGGUUACAAAAUAUGAGUCAAAGUUCAGCUCCUGGGGGAGAGAGGAAAGCAAGCUCUUACCAAGGCUCAGAAAACCCCAGUGUAAGCCAUGCCACUGCAGGUAUUCAGAUUAAUGACAGAAGACGAGAUUUGUACUUUUAG
This is a messenger RNA of Acanthisitta chloris (rifleman), 708 nucleotides long. RefSeq names its product vestigial-like family member 1 (gene VGLL1). Lineage: Eukaryota; Metazoa; Chordata; Aves; Passeriformes; Acanthisittidae. The transcript has 4 exons. The coding region runs from base 1 to 708 and encodes 235 amino acids. The record is from RefSeq and is a predicted model, not a curated record. Gene Ontology annotation, cellular component: nucleus. Gene Ontology annotation, biological process: regulation of transcription by RNA polymerase II.